GUAUAUCCACAAUGCAGUCUCGUUAUGACUUCAGAGAUGUCAACUAAACCCAUGUCAUGAUUGGGAUAAUCGUAAUAUUUCGUGUUACCAUUUAGAGGGAAGAGGAUUAAGGCUUUUAAAAAUGCAGAACUGGCUCAUAAUCACCCUAAUGGAAAGCAGUAAAAUGACAUAUCUGUGACAUGUGUCCAUAAUCUGCAGUCUGCUAUGUUUAAUUGGUCACUGAAAUACAAUGUUUCUGUUACAAAUCGGAUUAGUAAAAACAGCCCCAAAACGAGUGUGUGCAGAAGUAGCAUGUCUUAUUUACUGAUAAGUUCUUAUGGGCAGUGCUUCAGGCCUUGUCAUGUUAGACUUUUAGGGGAAAUCCUACCUAGGACUUACUCAAUAGCCAUAGAACCAAAAAAACUUACUUUCAGAGUGUUUUUUGUUGAGAAUAGAGUUCUUGCAGCACUUUAUACUGAAUGGCAGUCAAUCCCAUCAGUACCUGUCCAAGUAAAGCAAUCUAAGUUCCUCAUUGCAUUUACACAACUAAUAAUAGGGCCAGUCAGUAGCCAAUUAACCUGCUCAUGUGAUUUGUGUGGGAGGAAAUCCAUGCACGCACAGAGAGGAUAUACACAGUCCAUGCAGAGCUGUCGUCUUUGCAGGAGUGGGAUCCAGCUCAAUGCCAAUGUGGGAUUUCAGUGGAAGCACAAUGUUAACCAGUCAGUAUGUGCGUCUCACGACUGAUGAGAGGAGCAAAGAAGGCUCGAUCUGGAAUAGAGUACCCUGCUUUUUGAAGGACUGGGAAUUGCACGUUCAAUUCCGGAUCCAUGGAUCUGGAAAAAAAAACCUGCAUGGAGAUGGUUUUGCCCUGUGGUAUGCAAGGGAUCGAUUGCACCCUGGGCCUGUUUUUGGAAACCAAGAUAAGUUUCAUGGUCUGGCAGUGUUUUUGGACACUUAUCCCAAUGAUGAAACAACAGAGCGUGUUUUCCCCUACAUCUCUGUAAUGGUGAACAAUGGUUCCCUGGAGUAUGACCACAGCAAAGAUGGACUAACAGGCGAACUGGCAGGCUGCACAGUUGAUAUCCGCAACAAGAAUCAUGACACCUUCCUUGCUGUUCGCUAUUCUCAGGGGCGUCUUACGGUGAUGACUGAUAUAGAAGACAAGAAUGAAUGGAAGAAUUGUCUAGAUAUAUCUGGGGUCCGGUUACCAACUGGUUAUUAUUUUGGAGCAUCUGCUGCAACUGGAGAUUUAUCAGAUAAUCAUGACAUCAUUUCAAUGAAGCUUUACCAGCUGAUGGUUGACCAUUCAUCAGAUGAUGAGAACAUUGACUGGACUAAGAUAGAGCCCAGUGUAAGCCUUCUAAGGUCUCCCAAAGAUAAUGUAGAUGACCCAACUGGGAAUUACCGCGGUGGCCCACUGACAGGCUGGAAGGUUUUCUUGCUAUUGCUUGCUGCCCUUCUGGGUAUUAUUGUGUGCGCUGUUGUAGGAGCUGUUGUUUUCCAAAAACGUCAGGAAAGGAACAAGAGAUUUUACUAAUCAGACUCUGGCAGAUGAAGCAAAUGCCCAUAAUGCAAAUGUGAACAUUUCCCCCCCCCCCCGAUCCCUUCUUUAAAAAUGAAUUGGACAGAUUUCUUGAGUAGACUAAAAAGUAAUUUAAUGUAUCUUCAUAACUUUUCAUUGAUGGUUGAAAGAAUCAUAAUAUUAAGAAGUGGGUGGGAAAGGCUCGAGCUGAGCUGUCUGGUUUUUCUGUUUUAUUUGGUCAAUCUUUUACUUGCAUUUGCUAUGACUCUUUCCUGGGCAGGCAAAAUGAAUUGCCAGCUUUGCACUUAGUUGUUGCUAUAUUCUUUCCAUGCAACACCUGUACCAACCCAAUGGUGCAAAGCAUAUUUUUACUGACUGCAAUAUGACUCAGCUUGCCAGAAGCAGAAUCUUGUGGAUAUCGGAUGCUGCUCUGAGUGAGUACUUUUGGAAACCACAAAUUCAUCUCUGGAACCUUUAUGAAGAAAGGCUUGGCUGUUCAGACCUCUUCUGUUUUUUUUGCUGAUUGUAAAAUGUUUACAUGACAUGAAUUGGGGAAAAUGACUUUUAGCUUUUGUCUGCACUACAUAUUCCUUAAAUAUCUGGGUAUGAUUUGAAGCCACUAAAUGCAAUGCAGGCUUUUUGGGUACGGGCUUUAUAUUUUUAAGAAAAUUUAAGGAGGUGAGUCCAGUAGAACUGAGAUUGUUGCCAAUUAAAGAAAAGAUGGAAAAAACAAA
Molecule: messenger RNA, 2235 nt
Organism: Xenopus laevis (African clawed frog)
Lineage: Eukaryota; Metazoa; Chordata; Amphibia; Anura; Pipidae
Gene: lman2.L
Product: lectin, mannose-binding 2 L homeolog
Exons: 8
Coding region: 659-1516 (285 amino acids)
Biological process (GO): endoplasmic reticulum to Golgi vesicle-mediated transport
Cellular component (GO): COPII-coated ER to Golgi transport vesicle; endoplasmic reticulum membrane; Golgi membrane
Molecular function (GO): metal ion binding; carbohydrate binding; D-mannose binding
Source: RefSeq, a predicted model, not a curated record